Molecule: messenger RNA, 1059 nt
Organism: Aplysia californica (California sea hare)
Lineage: Eukaryota; Metazoa; Mollusca; Gastropoda; Aplysiida; Aplysiidae
Product: carbohydrate sulfotransferase 15-like
Exons: 8
Coding region: 1-1059 (352 amino acids)
Biological process (GO): hexose biosynthetic process
Molecular function (GO): N-acetylgalactosamine 4-sulfate 6-O-sulfotransferase activity
Source: RefSeq, a predicted model, not a curated record
AUGAAGCCACAUGCCCUCUACUAUAACAAGACGGGUGGAGGUCGCAUGUCCACCAAAGCAGAAACGACAAAACUAGGUGUGAUCAAGCAGAAUACAGCUCAUGAUGAAGAAUUCAGUUGUGCAGGCUUGAACGUCAACCGCCAGGUGACGCCUCCAUAUCUGCCCGAGUUCAAGAACCCGUGCUGGCGUCAGAGGGGAGCUAAUGGAACGUUGCUGUGUGUGCCUUACGUGUUUCUAGCUGGUGAGGAGACGGUUGCUCUCUUUGGUUACUUGUGUGUCCGUGUGUCUAACAUGUUUCUAGCUGGCUUUCCUAAGUGUGGCACCACGGACCUCCACUCAAAGAUCAUAGCCCACCCACUGGUCAGCAAUUUGUCGAGAAAGGAGCCACAUUUCAUUACCAGGAAUAUCUAUAAAGACAGAGCAUGUGCCCCAGGCAGUGAAGAAUUAGUCGACUCCAGCGCCUCCACUGCCUGGGACAACUGCCACUGGACAAGCAUCCAGGCCCAGGACAACUGCACUGACCACUUGGAGUACUUCACGAUGGCCCCGGCCUUGGUCGCUAGGAUGAACCCAAACACCAGGUUCAUCAUGAUCCUCAGGGAACCAGUGGAAAGGGCGUUCUCAAACUACGCCUAUUUCAAUGCCAACUUGAGUCUGGCUGACUUCCACGAUUCGGUGGAGGGGUUUCUACAGACUUUCCAAGACUGUUGUAUUCACCACUCACUCAAGACCUGUGCUUUUGAGAUGCUUUCUCAUGGUCAUGGGCGGCCGGCGGUGUCCCUGUACCACGUAUACAUCAGAGAGUGGCUAGCUGUGUUCCCCCGGGAGAACUUCCACUUUGUGAGGCUUGAGGACUAUCACAAGGACAUUACUUCUCACAUCCGGGACGUCUACCAUUUCCUUGGUCUACGAUAUCGAGAGGAUGGCCGGUAUUCUGUCAAUUUCAUGUGGAAAGUGAGCGUGAAACGAGAAAUCCGCUCGAUAUCGAAGGAUUCUCCGUCCAACCACCAGAUAUCUGGCGACGCCAGAUAUUUGCCGGCCGGAGAACUGAAGGAGUGA